This is a messenger RNA of Actinia tenebrosa (Australian red waratah sea anemone), 2217 nucleotides long. RefSeq names its product contactin-3. Gene Ontology annotation, biological process: signal transduction. NCBI's taxonomy places the organism in Eukaryota, Metazoa, Cnidaria, Anthozoa, Actiniaria, Actiniidae. The record is from RefSeq and is a predicted model, not a curated record.
UUGUGGUUAACCACCAGGGGAUCUGCUUGUAAUUGGCAUAUCAAACAGCGAACAAAAUAAUACGUUCAAUUAGUUUAAACGUCGACUCCAUUCCGUCCUCAUAAGACUGUUUGGCCGGUGAAAAUCAAUAUACAACACAGACGUCAAUGUCGAAUGGCAUUCUUGGAAUCCUUUUUUUCCCUGUCACUGCUGAGAUGAACUUCUUAAGCUGGUCGUGCCUUGUGGAACAUGAUAAAGCAGUUGAUAAUGGUUGUGUCAUUCUGUCUUCUAGUAAUACCAGGUUCAGAUAUGAUUAUCUGUAAACUAAAUGCUCCUUCUGGUGCUUCCAAUGGAGUAUGGCCUGGAAGUGUUAUGGUAUUGAACUGUACGAUACUACAAGACGGCCCCGUUGAGUACAUUACGUGGAAGAAAGAUGGAGAUGUUUUGAGGAACACAAGUAUAGUUUCUCCUGGUCAAUCUUUGUUGAUGUGGGAAGCCCUGAAGCUAGAAGAUUUGAGUGAUAAGGAUGAUGGUCAAUACAGCUGUGUAGCAGUCAAAGGAAUCCACAGCCAAGAGGAUUGGUACACCUUAAAUAUAUUUGCUAAACCGCAUAUCAUACCCAUUGGACUAACUGAACUUGAACUUCGAUAUGGUGACAGAUUCUCCGUGACGUGCAGUGCCAGUGGAUGGCCAAAACCCAAUAUUACGUGGACGAAACAUGGCAACAAAUACAUGGAAUCAAGUCAUGUAUUAAAAUCGCCCUAUGGCCUCAAGCUUCAAUUCCUUUUUGCUCGUCUGACCGAUAAGGGUCUUUAUGCAUGUCAUGCAAAUAACACAAUAGGAUCAGAUCUUUGGCCAGUCUUAGUCAAAGUAAAACCCGUUCAGUUUCAUAUGCGAUCGGUCAAGGUAACCACUCCCUACAAAAGAAUAACUGUCUACGAAAACCAGAACAUCAGCCUUGAAUGCCGCGCAUCAGAUAUCGAUAACAAGCACUUUGCUUCCUUUUGGAAACACGACGGAAAGAGUCUGACCGAUCCUGAAAGAAAAUCUAAAGUGGAGGUAGCCAAUCACUUGGUGCUAUGGUAUAAGAUUGUCAAUGUGACCCUGAAGGAUGCUGGGAGCUAUACAUGUGGUGUCCAGACCGACAUGGGAGAGGAUAAUCAAGUGAUAGGGCUGAACGUGAAAAGAAGAGGCCCUCCUCGAGUUUCAAGCAAAAACCCAACAAUAUUUUCCAAGCUCGGAAGCUCCGCUACCCUUUCUUGUACCUUGCAAUACGCAGACAUCGCUGACGUGAUAAUGGAAUGGACACAAAACCACAGCCAGUGGUUCUACACACAUUCUAGAUAUUACAACAUUGAACACAAAGACCCUAGGAAUGGGAAUAUAAUAUACUCAUUGGUCAUUAGGAACGUAACAGUCAAGGAUUUGGGUUGCUAUAAUUGUGAUGUCAAAACGUCUCUUGGGUCGUGCAGCUCCACAGUGUGUCUUCAACUCAAACAGACCAAAAAAGAGAUCAUGACCAUUUAUGCAUCCUCCUCUGCGGGUCCCUUGUGGAAGACCACUGUUCCUGUGUUCCUGGUGUGUCUUGUGGUAUGCGUGGCAGGGUUCAUAGCUGGUUUUUACGCAAGAAAAAACAGAAUAAGACGGCCAGGAUUCCAGGAUAACUCAGGCCCUCGAGCAACAGACGGCUACCAGUACGAUGUGUUCAUAACCUUCAGCAGCAAAGAUUUCCUUUGGGUUAAAACAGAACUAAUCCCUUUGAUAGAAAAACACAAUCUCAAUUACUGCAUUCACAACCGAGACUUCCAGCCUGGAAAAAACAUCGUUGACAACAUGGCCGACAGUGUCUACAACAGCCGACGUAUCUUAGCAGUACUCUCCAAGAAUUACAUGUCCAGCACAUUUUGCAGAGGAGAACUAGAUAUGGCAUUGUGUCGGAACACUCUCCGAAAUGACUCCUCUUUGAUUGCUAUUCGAGUGGAUGAAAUUGAAAAAAAGAGGCUCCCAAAGGCUUUACAAGGGAACACUUUCUUGGACUAUUAUAAUGAUCAGGAAAAGAACCUUUGGGAAAUUAGGCUUGCCAAGCAAUUAGCUUUAAAGGAAGAAGAGGAAAAUACUUUGUAAUAUGAAAAAAGAAAGAGAUUUUGUAUUCUUAGUUUUUCUAAAGACUCGUUAAGUAUAAAUUUGUAAGAAACUCUUGUUGUAAAAACACAAAUAUAGCGAUAUGUUAUGAUUAUA